Messenger RNA from Saccoglossus kowalevskii, 5134 nucleotides. RefSeq lists its product as uncharacterized. Gene Ontology annotation, molecular function: protein binding. The record is from RefSeq and is a predicted model, not a curated record. Lineage: Eukaryota; Metazoa; Hemichordata; Enteropneusta; Harrimaniidae. Gene Ontology annotation, cellular component: cytoplasm.
AAUAGAUACCUGAGUGUGUGGAAUGUAAACGAACUGUGUUUAGACAAAACAUGACCACAAGAUGACGACCAGGCAUUAAUAGUUGCGGUGAAAUGGUAAAGCAUUAUUGUCAGAAUUGACUGAGUUGCUGAACUUGAUAAUUAUCAAUAUGAGUACAGGCGCUAUGGCAAAUCUAAGCGAUGAAGCGUCUAACAACUUUACUGCAGAAUACACAGCAGACCUGAGGGCUUCUAUGUGGAAGAGUGUAAAAGAAGAUAGAGAAAGAUUGUUGUUUGAAAUGGGGGAGUAUAAUGGUUCCAAUAUCAAUGGUUCUGGUGAUGGCAGUCUUGAUGACUUUGAUCUUGAUACAUUAAGAACAAGACGCACUGCAAGGCAGAAAGUUAUUAACCUCACAGCUGAUCAUUCACCAACUUCAGACAGCGGAGUUGAUACAGCCGAAAGUAGAAAAAGAAAUGAUGCGAUUCAAGGAAAUAAUGUUUUGACUGAUUUCCAUGGAAAUCUGAGGUUACCAGAUAAGGAGGUGGUUGCGAAGGACACUCCAAGGACUAAACAACUAAAAGAUUUGAGGUCAAAGAGAUUAGCAUAUUUUGAAAAAAAUAAUUCAAGUAAACCACCACAGGAAGGAGAAAAGGAGAAAAAAACACCAAGAAAGAAAACACCCCGAUCUGGUUUCUCGGUUAAAAACAACAGUUUGGGACAGAAUAAGAAGAUUGAAACUGAAGUAAAACAACAGUGUAAAAAUAUUUUACAUCAGCCUUAUAACAAUUCAUUGGAAAAAAAUAUGACUCCAGAUAAGUUGAAAAGAAGCAAUGAAGUAACAAUUGAUAAUGAAAGAUCAAAAACUUACUUAAGUUUUGAAAAAGGUGCUGACCAACUGAGUGAAAAGGCCAAAGCUGACUUUGGGGUGGUUGGCACAAAUGAGAGGACAAAAACAGAUGAAAAUGAUGGGUCAGAGUAUGAGGCUUUGUUUGAGCAUAGUGUAGAUCCGGUGAUUGACUUGAGAAGCUUACAGAUUGCUUUGAAAAAUGGUGAUGAAGGACUGAGAAAAUACCUGCAGGAAGUUGGAAGAAAGAAUUAUCAAGACGUUGAAAAAUCAAGUCCAGACACAAAUGGUACUGUAAAUGGGGCACAUAAUGCCUUACUCAAGUCUCCUAAAGUGAAUUCACCUAGAACAUUAGGUGAGAUACCACUACAUUCCAGAUUUGAUCAACGCAAGAGUACACAUGUUCCUUCCUCCUUUGCAAGCCCUGCUACAGAUGAACGUAACCUUGACUGUAACUUUAAUCUCAAAACAUUAGAAAAACACAGCCCGUCAGAAAUAAAUUCCCACCAGGUAGGAAUUGAUCCAGCCAAGCAAACCACAAAAGUUUCCAAACCUACUGUGACUUCUUCUCAGUUGGAAAGCUAUGGCUUGUUCAGUGACUUGUUCUCACCACCAGAUGAUGCGACACUCAAGUUAAACAAUGACUAUGAAAAUGCUAACUUUGAACAAAAUAUUCACCUUGCAGAGAAUGGAAAUAGUGCUGAACAUUCAAAAUUCCAUGCACUGACAGCGGACAAGGACAUAAAUUUACAAGCAAGUUAUAAGAAAUCAAGCAAGAGCAGUCAUAAUAAAAAAGUUGGUCAGGUUCAGAUAAGUAAUGAAUUUGACUUGGAUGGUGAUGAUGAAGAUUACAGUGAUAUUGAACUAACAACUCAUGUUGCAGACUUCCGCCCGGUGUCACCUCUGAAAGAAGUUAAAAUCAAUGCCCCACUAGCAGUGAAAGAAUCUUCUUUUUCAAAUUAUGCUUCUGGUAUGGAAAGUUUAAUUGAUGUGGAAGAUGAAAUAAAAGCUCCCCCCAAACCAGCAGGUGUGCCUUCGUUGGAACUUGACCCCUCCACGUCAUCCGAAGACAGUGAUCACGUUGAGCUCAUAGAAUUUUCAAAAGGUAGAAAAAAGAAGAAAUCACAUGGAAAGAAGCAGCUGAAAAAUGACUUUGACACUUUUGAAUUAGCUAAUAGUCUGUCAGAUUUCACAGAAGUGUCUGUGUUGCCUAGAAAGGUGAACAAGACAAAGCAGCGAGUCAUUGACAGCGAGUUAUGGCUCUCAUUAGACAGCAAUAUGUCAGAAGAAAGUGGAAUUGGAAAAUAUACACAUAUUGACAAAAGUGUUUUACCUAAAGGACCAAAAACUAAACCAGAAAGUGCCACAAAGAAAGAAUUUGUUGAAGAUGCCAAUAUGGAAGAAUUAGUGUUAAGCACUCAUAGACCUUCGUCAUCAGAAAAGACAAACCUCACGAGACCUCUAGAUGUGCCAAAUCGGCUACCCCACCGUGAUCCGAUGAACAAGAUGUAUGAUGACUGGCUCCAAGAUAACACUGCCACAGAGUAUUUUAAUAUAUUUCUUCAAGGCAAUUCUAAAAAUGAUGAUCUGAAUACGUCUGUUCCAACUAAAUCAUAUCAUUUACAGGAGUCAGAUGUACAAGUAAGGCAGCCCACUUCCAGGACUGGUGUCUCUGUUGAAGACUUUCUUACUGGAAUUCAACUUCAAAAAUCUACUUCGUCUAAAGGUCUGAAAGCAGGUGCUUCUGUUAUUCAAUCAACAGAUGAGAAGAAACCUUUUGAACGAGGUGACAUGAUAACGAAAGCUGCCAGCAAGAUUAAAGAACCCACCAAACUGCAGUCUAGUCAAAGCAAAGUGGAAACAUACAAGUCUCUUGAGAAACAUUUUUCAGAUGUUGAAAAAAAGCUUGCUGAGCUCGGACUUGAACACUUGAUCAAAGGAAGUAAUAACACUACUGGUGCCGAGACCAGUAAGUCAGCAAAUAUUGAAACUGUUAAAAUAUGUCCUGAGUGUGAUGCUGUGAACAGAGAGCAUAUCACUUGGUGUCUAGAAUGUGGAUGUGUACUCAUAGGUAUAGAGCCAGAACCUCAUCCAGAUAUCGUGAAGGCUAUAUCUCGUAACUAUGCCACUGAAUUACAAACACCACCUUUACAGAAAGACUCUCCACAACUCAUAGCCUCUAAUUCAAAUGAAGAUGUGAGGGACACUCCUAAUUCAGUGCAGAGGGAUAUGCCUGACAUGAAGACUAAUCUACCUGCUUCACCUGCUUUUAUAUCAGCUGAACCGGUUUCUGCUACAGAAUCCUCACCUACGUUUAACACAGUAAAUGCAAAGCAAGUAAGCAAAAGUACACAUAAUUUAACUGCUUAUGAGAAGUACCUUCUUCAUGUAAGCAAUCAACAAGAAGAGAAGCAUCUUGAAAUGGCUCAAGGAACAACCGGCCAUCCAACGUAUGAUGCGCAGAAUCGUGUUGGAGUUGUAAGUAAGAUCCACCCUGCAACUGCAGGGAGCGAAUCUGUCAAGGAAGCUGACUCUCAUUUCCCACGUGUAAGCAAUGGUGUCAAAAGUGAUAUUCCAGUGAAUGAAGUACAUCCACUGUUUGAAAAAUUAUUACAUGAUCCCAGAGUUCAACCCAAGCAAUCAGAUGAUAAAAAACCAAGACCAAGCAGUGCUGGACCACAGAAAUCAGUCCGGGAAAUAGUACAGCCAAGACCUUCAUCUUCUGGCACUACCCAAAGCAAAACAAGACAGUACAUAGAGCAAGACCAAUAUAAGAGACAUUGGAGUAGAUCCAGCACCGCUUGGGAUUCAUACAAUAAAAAUGAGCUCUGCACAUGGUCUAGUAUGGAUACUGCAAGAAAAAUAACCCCUAAACCGAAGCCCACCAGUGCUAAAAGGUUCACAUCUGUGUCCGGCAAAGUAGGAGUAGCACAAAAGCCCAAAUCUACUGAGAUUGGAGACAGCAAAGUACAAAGUUCUAGACCCAAAUCUGCUAGUACCAGGAGAAGAACUGAUGAUACAAGUGGCAAUCAGUCAUCUAGGCCAAACACAAGCAGUGGCUACAGAAGUGUAGGAGAUCAAAGAGAGCAGUUACUUCAAAGUCCAAGGGGUGGACAUGAUGUCUCACUAUGGCAACUAUUACCUGAUGAGCUGUUGUUGACAAUAUUUUCCUAUUUAAGUCACAAAGACCUUGCUGCUUGUACUCAAGUGUGUCUCUUGUUUAAUAGAAUCUGUCGAGAUGAAACUUUAUGGAAGCAAAUAACUCUUGAAAAGAAAUCACUGUGCAAUACUUGGCUGGAACAGAUAGGCAAGAAGCAUCCUGUUAGUUUGUCUUUUUUACAAUGUCAAGGUGACAAUAUAACAAGCUCCGGACUGAGAAGUCUCUUCAGAUCCUGCAGUGAUAGCUUACAGGAGUUAAACAUCAGUGGAUGCAGCCAGGGUGAGUUGACUGGAGAUUCCGUACUAUUGCAUGUUACAAGAUGUCCUAAUCUGAAAUCAUUGGAUGCAAGCUGGUGCAAUGUUACUGACAAUGCUGUGAUGGCAGUAGUUGACAGUUCACACAGAUUGGAAACUAUGUGUUUAAAUGGUUGUCAAAGCAUUACAGAUGAAGCAGUAUUUGCUCUCAUCAAUAAACAUUCAGACAGUCUAGAAGUAUUGGAAUUGUUUGGCUGCUUCAACAUAACUGCGAAUUGUAUUAUAAUACUGGGGAGCUGCUGUAGGAAUCUAGAUACACUCAACCUGGCAAACUGCUCCAAGCUGACGGAUGCAUGUAUAUCUCAAUUAGCAUUGUCUCUUAGCAACAUUGAACACCUUGAUCUCAGGGGAUGUAAGCAGAUUAAAGACACUUGUAUUAGAAAGAUAGUGAGAAACUGCCAUAAACUGCGAAGUCUUGUACUUGCUAACUGUCCUCUGAUCACUGACAAUGCUUUAGUGGAAAUUGCAACUUACUUACCAACAAUAAGGUCUUUAGAUCUAAGCGGAUGCAAGAAAAUCAGUAAUACAGGUGUAAGGUCGAUUGCAAUGAGUUGCCAUGGUUUGAUUCACCUUGAUGUCAGCUCUACACGUAUCAAUCAUAAAAGUGUCUCAACUAUUGCUUGUUACUGCAACAAACAUUUGGAAACGUUAAAAUUAAGUUUUUGUUCUGAUAUCACUGAAGCUAGUGUCAUCAAAUUAGCCAAGAACUGUCGAAAGUUAUGUACCCUGCAUCUUUUUGAGUGUAAAAGUAUUCACAGUAUAGGUCAUGUGAGAUCACUUAAUCCGUACCUUCAAGUUAAACCGUCGAGUUUAAUCUACGAUUCCGGGGUAUUCUAG